This is a messenger RNA of Triplophysa dalaica, 18381 nucleotides long. It is a transcript of the gene kmt2d, whose product is annotated as lysine (K)-specific methyltransferase 2D. Gene Ontology annotation, biological process: nervous system development. Gene Ontology annotation, cellular component: nucleus; nBAF complex. Gene Ontology annotation, molecular function: protein binding. The coding region runs from base 705 to 15719 and encodes 5004 amino acids. Lineage: Eukaryota; Metazoa; Chordata; Actinopteri; Cypriniformes; Nemacheilidae. The record is from RefSeq and is a predicted model, not a curated record. The transcript is spliced from 54 exons.
AAACACGUUAUGCAACCUUUAACGUUCACUGAAUUGCAUUUCCUUUGAGAGCCGAUAAUAUGAGGUGAUAUUUACCCUAUAUCAAGCUGUGACAGCUUGAGCUUUUUCACUUUUAACCUGUCAUGUAACAUUACAUACUACUCAAAGUAAUGCCGUCUCGUGCCUCGCGGUGUCAUUUUGUUGGACAUAUCCGAGUAUAGCAAUGUGCGCGAACUAGGUCUCGCGUAAUCACUGGCGGAACUAAUUUUGGUUCCCACGUUUCAGGCCGGCCCCGUUAUGUCGCUCACAGGAAGCGCGCAACACGGAAGUUGUAUUUUCUUUGUGUUUCUCCCUUUAGCGUCGUUUAACAUAAAGAAAGUAACGCAAUAUAUUAGUUAUGCGCGAAGUUGUGCUAUUUUAUUGACCGCGCGUCAUUACUAAGCAGAAGAGCCGGAUAUACGUGUCUUUAUUUGCCUGCUUUUGGUGAUGGGCGAUUUGAAUAUUUUGCAGGGAGUUUGUUAACCCCGGUCAGAAAGCUAACGCGUUAGCCGCGUCCAGGCAUUACUGUAAGCUGAGCAGAACGACGCAGCUGCAGGAUCAGACAAAUUUUAACAAACACACCAAACCAUUGCUAACCAUCAGCGUUAACCAAAACGGAGAGAAUGCACCGAACACGUGAACCCACCUCAUGAUCUCUGCAAUAGAGAUCUUCUACAGGAGUAGGAAUGGACGAGCAGAAAUCAAACUGCGAAGAAAAUGAUUCAGAAACUGCAGCUGAUGAUGGGACCCCUCCAAAGGAGAGCGUCCAGGUAGAGGGGGAACUGACUGCACCUGUUGCUACAGAGGAUAUCUCGGGCACUGUGGACACGUCCAGCUUAUCAGCGGAGACUGUCAGGGCCUGUGCUCUGUGUAACUGUGUGGAGCGUAGUCUGCAUGGGCAACGGGAGCUUCGUUGUUUUGGAGCCUCUUCCGAUCGACCCAGCUUGGAGCCCCCUGUCUCCUCUCUGCCAGCAGCUGGAAAUGAUGACUUGUCUUCCAUUGGAUUCCCGGAAUCCACCUGUCCGGCAUCUCUCUUUGUUGACACAGGGAGCUGCUGGGUUCACCACUGGUGUGCCGUGUGGUCGGAAGGAGUGGAACAGACUGAGGGUGAGGUGCUGAUAAAUGUGGAUAAGGCAGUCAUCUCAGGGAUACAGCGGCCAUGUGAUUAUUGUAAACGGAUGGGAGCUACCAUCCGGUGCCGGGCCGAAGGCUGCUCACGGUUCUACCACUUCCCCUGCUCAGCUGCAAGUGGAUCUUUCCAGUCCAUGAAGCAGCUAGCUCUCCUCUGUCCAGAGCACAUAGACAAGGCUGAAGAAAUCGCCGGUGAGGAGGCACGGUGUGCAGUGUGUGACUCUGCUGGAGAUCUGUCAGGUCUGCUGUACUGUACAGGUUGUGGGCAGCAUUAUCAUGAUGCCUGUCUGGAGAUCAGUGCCACACCACUUCAGCGUUCUGGGUGGCAGUGUCCUGAAUGCAAGGUGUGCCAGACCUGCAGGCAACCAGGGGAGGAUACAAAGAUGCUGGUUUGUGAUGCUUGUGACAAGGGCUACCACACUUUCUGUCUACUGCCAGCUAUGGACUCUGUGCCUCCUGAUUCAUGGAAGUGCAAACGGUGCCGGGUGUGUAUCGACUGUGGCGUGCGAGGACUGAAGCUUCCUGGAUCCGAACAGUGGUUUGAAAGCUACACGCUAUGCGAAGGCUGUCAGCGCAGGCGCACUUCUGUCUGCGGCGUCUGCAGUAAAGCCACGGAGCCCUGCGUACCCCUGCAACAUCGCUGUGCCAUCUGCCACAGAUGGGUGCACAGCGAUUGUGCUUCUCUGUCAGGGCCUCCCGAGGAGAAGUGCAUCUGUGUGUUGUGCAAAGAUGCCACAGAUGAGGUCCCAGUGGAGUCUGUGUCAUCCACACAAGUGGAUGAGAAAGCUGUGGACGAGGUGCCAAUGGAGUUGGGCACGGUGUCGGAGGUUGUUGGAACGACAAAAGUUCCAGAAAGCAUUACGAAAGAAGCAUUAAUGUCAGAGGCUACAGACGUCUCGGAGUCUGUACACAGUCAGGUCUCUACAGAACAGCCGAACCCUAUAGCUACUAUUGCAGAUGUUGAUGAAAAACAAAAAGAGGAGGCCAGCAAUGCAGCUGUGGUUCCAGAGGGCAUUGAGGAAAUAUCGAUGGGCACUCAGGAGUCUCCUGUGAAGGACAGUCCAGACAGCCCUGUCCCUGACACUAUAAAGGAAGACCAUCUCGAUGUGUCUGAGACCUGUACAGAAAGCAAGGACAUUUCACAAGGAGAAGAAAAACAUCCUAAAACUGAGACUGAUGUGAACAGCACGGAGGUCCCAGACACAAAGCCUCCGACAAACUCGUCUUCUCAAAUCACACUCCCUGUUUCUGAAGAGGUAGAGCCUGUUGCUAUGGACAUGGAGGAGGUGGGAUCCGAGGCAGGAAAAGAGGAGUCGAUAGACAGGCCGCUUCGCCGUCCUCCUCAAACUGAAAUGCCCACUGAUACAGACGAUAGAAUGGGCGAGUCUGAUUAUGAUGAGGACGAGGAUGAGCAGGGGAUUGAGGAAUCUUUAGAAGAAUCUCUCAAUAAAGAUGGUAGUCAGGAAGAAGAUGUUCAGUGCAGAAAUGAGAUGGAUAUGAAACCAGAGCUGGUCCUUGAUGAGACAUCAAACAACAGCCAGGGUGAUGGGAGUAGCAGUGGUUUCCUUGGCUCGCCAGCUGAGGCCGAUUCUCAGAUGAUGUCCAUGGAGCUCAUGAUGCCGACCGGUAGAACCCGUUCUGACUCGCUGCUCACUGAGACAGAGGACUCGUUGCCUUUUGACCCACUAAAGCCCGAUGGGGAAAAAGUGAAGCGAAGAGGUUCUCCAGGACGCUCUCGUGUAAAACAGGGCAGAGGCAGUGGUUUCCCAGGGAAACGGCGGCCACGUGGUGGCGGUGCUGGUGUUGGAAGAGGCCGUGGGCGGUCACGUCUAAAAGCGAUGGCCUCUUGCAUAGAUGCAUUUUUAUUAAGCAUGACCACAGACACUGCACAUAACAAAGAGGAAGAUGAUGAGGAAGAUGACACCAUGCAAAAUACUGUGGUACUUUUCUCCAACACUGAUAAGUUUGUCCUGCAGCAGGACAUGUGUGUGGUUUGUGGUAGUUUUGGACAAGGUGUUGAGGGCCAGCUGCUCGCCUGUGCUCAGUGUGCUCAAUGUUAUCAUCCAUACUGUGUUAACAGCAAGAUUACCAAGAUGAUGUUGAGGAAAGGCUGGCGUUGUCUCGAGUGUAUCGUGUGUGAGGUGUGUGGGAAGGCCUCCGAUCCUUCCCGUUUGCUGCUUUGUGAUGACUGUGACGUCAGUUAUCACACUUACUGUUUGGACCCACCUUUACAGACUGUGCCCAAGGGUGGCUGGAAGUGCAAAUGGUGUGUGUGUUGUAUGCAGUGUGGUGCUAGUUCUCCAGGUUUCCAUUGUGAGUGGCAAAAUAACUACAAUCACUGCGGCCCUUGCGCAAGCCUGGUAACGUGUCCUGUGUGUCGGGAGAACUUCAUGGAGGAGGAUCUACUUCUGCAGUGUCAGCACUGUGACAGAUGGGUUCAUGCUGUAUGUGAGAGUCUCUACACUGAGGAUGAGGUCGAACAAGCGUCUGAUGAAGGUUUUGCCUGUACGGCAUGCACACCCUACGUACCCAGGCCAGUCGUGGAGUCUCCGAUGAUGUCAGCCUUUAAAAUGAAAGAACAAGAGCCACAGUUUUAUCGUCUAGAGGGUGUCUGGCUCACAGAGACAGGCAUGUCUUUAUUGCGAAGCAUCUCCAUGUCACCCUUGCACAAACGCAGGCAGCGCCGGUCAAGACUUGGCACGCUGUGUAUUGAUGAGCUGAAAGAAGGCGAGGCUGAUGGUGAUGAUGGAAAAGGGGGUGCAGAAUCAAUGGACUGUGAGAACAAACUGGAGGCCCUUGGGAGCCCAGACAGAGAUGGAGGAAUGGACCGAGAGAUAGGUGCAGAUGGAGGGGUAGAGGGCAUGUGUGACGGCGACGCUCUCAAAGGUGGUACGGAGGAAACUGAUGACGGGAAGAAAAGGAAGCGUAAACCAUAUAGGCCAGGGAUUGGCGGAUUCAUGGUCAGACAAAGAAAAUGUCACACACGAAUGAGGAGGAGUCUUUCUGCCUCUGGUGAUGCGGUUCCUGAUGGUCAAGCAGCUGAAGGAAAACUUGAGGAAGGCCCUCAUCCUGACAUACCUCUAGACGUUCCAGAUGCAAAGACAACAGAGGGAGAAGCCGAGCAAGCCAAGAAACGCAGGGGCAGAAAGAAGAGCAAAUUGGAGGACAUGUUUCCUGCAUACCUCCAAGAGGCUUUCUUUGGCAAGACUUUACUCGAUCAGAGUAAGAGGGCUUUUCUUGCUCCUCCAGUCCAAAGACACACACAGGGCAUUCUGAGGCCUCCGCUACAUGGAGCCAGAAAUCCAGCCUCUGAACCAGUUGAGGCCAUGGUCAGGCCAACUUUUCCUACCAUAGAACUAAAGCAAGAGGGUGGUAUAUCCAAGCCUCUAGGAGAUCAAGCAGGAGUCGUACCAGGUGCAAUCAGGCAACUUUCCAACACAGAUCAGAGCUCAGGAGGUGGAUCUGACAAGCAGAAGAAUGAAGAUCUUGCUCAGGGACAAGAAAGUCAGGACUCUGAGCAGUUCUUCAAGAAGGUUCUCGGACCCACUGAGGGGAACUCCAUAAGUGGUGCGCUUCAGGCAAGCAUUAAACAUGAGGGUGAGCCAAACCAAAUUGGUUUGCCCCAAAGAAACCUUUCAGGUUCUUCCCUGUCUGGAGCACUACCUUCGACUGGUAUGAUGGACAGUUUUUCAAGUCUUUCCCAGUCACCAUUUUUUGACAUGCGGGAUCGAAGUGGUCUCUUUAGCCCUGACCAGGAUGAUGAAAGUCCAUGGGCAACACCAUCCACUCCAGCCACCCCUUCCACUCCUCCAACCCCUACCGAACAAGAAAGUGAUGGGCUCUCGUACAAUCAGCGCAGUCUGCAGCGCUGGGAAAAGGAUGAGGAAUUAGGAAAUCUGUCUACCAUCUCUCCUGUUCUCUACGCUAACAUGAACUUCCCUAGUCUCAAGCAGGACUACCCUGACUGGGCAAGUCGGUGCAAACAAAUAAUGAAGAUUUGGAGGAAGGUGUCAGCUGCAGACAAGGUUCCUUAUCUGCAAAAGGCCAAAGAUAAUAGGGCUGCUCAGAGAAUAAACAAGGCACAAAAGCAAGCUGAGAGUCAAGUGUGUCGGCCUAUCAAAACUGAGCCUGGUCGAAUGAAAGGAGAGCGUCCUAAUCUGCACCUUCAAAUUCCGCCACCCUCAGGCUCUGUAUCCACUUCCUCCCAGCCAAGCUCUGCUGAGAGUCCAUAUCCCGGAGCCCCAGACUCUGCAUCUUCAGCCUUCUUUUCUGAUGGACCCCUCAAAACUCCUUGCUCAGCCGAGGAUCCGUUUUCUAGACUUCCCUCUCAGUCUCCGCACCUUCAAUCACAGCCAUCCACUCCAUACUCGCAUCCUUCUUCCAGCCCCUUGCAGGCCUCCUCCUCAGGUUAUCCUUUGCCCGGCCCACAGGGUGCUACUCAGGGACGAUCAGCCAGUUUUGGCUCCCUUGACAUGCAGCCAGGGACACCUCGUAGGGCACAGCAGGUUGACCCAUUCUUUAGACCACAACACCAGAUCCCAAAACCACAGCAGUCCUCUCAGGAGGUCUUACAUCCACCUGAGAGUCCUCGGGUUAGGACAGUUGCUUCUGUAGACUCUCCGUUGUUCUCACCACCCCAUACAGCUCAUUGUGGUGAUCCUUACCGUGGCCAGCAUGGAGUUAUCCGACAAGAGCAUGCUUCAUCUCCAUCACCCUCUGCUAUGGCUUCUUCACCAGCUGGGGUGGGCCCAAACAGGGAACUUAGUGCCCCAUCUCCACGUUCUUUUUACAGACAAGACCUAAGCGCUGGUUCUCCUGCUAGUUUGGACUCUGGAGAUGGGUUAUUUAAAGCCCCCAUGACGCCUCGCAUGCAUCAGGGGGAUGCAGGCAGCUUGUCUGUUUCCCACCCCCCAGGUGCUUCUCCAAAUCAUCUGCCUGAAAGCUACCGCCAAUCGCCAUCCUCAUUCUCUGAUCCUUACGCCCAGCAUCCCCUCACACCAAGACCUCAAUCAGGUGACUGCUCAUCUCCUCUGCCCCAGAGGCUUACUGCGUCUCAACAAGAAACGCAUACAAGGAUGCCUUCAAGUCCUCAGUCACAAGGCAGUUCGCAGUCACCCCUCACACCAGGAGCCAUUUCCAAUGAUGUGCUUUCUUUGCAGUCCCCAGUCACACAGCAUUUCCAGUCUCCAGACCCUUACUCUCGCCCGCCUUCACGACCUCAGUCCAGAGAUCCCUAUGCCUCAAUGCAUAAUCCCUGUCGCCCAACAUCCGUUACACCAGAAGGUAACCCUCAUUUCAGAGGCUCGCCCCAUCCUAGCCAACAACCUCCCUGCUCGCCAUCAGUAGCAGAUCCACUCUCUGGAAAACCACCUGCUUUCAGCUGCAGUCCUAGUGUAGGGCUUCAGAUGGGCCAGCAGCAGAUGAAUACUCCUCAGCAAGCUCAGGUUCACCUCCAGCAGUCACAACCCCAGACUCAACCAGCGGGUGCUGAUUUAAACUCAAGAAUAGCACUUUCGUCUGGAAACCAAGAUCCAAGCUCUGUGCAGUCAUCAGAUGCUACACAUUUACCCACGAUGCCAGGGACACAGGAUUUGUCUGAGUUGUCAGCUGGUCAGGAUCCAGCUCUCAUGAGUCUUAGUCCAUCCGAUUUAGAAAAGCUCAGACAGAGACAGCGUUUAAGAGAAUUUCUGAUACGACAAAAAGUUCAGAGGAAUUUACUUCGCCAAGAGAAAGAAGCACCUGUCGCGGGUAGUCCUGCCCCAAACUGGCAAGCAGGAGAAAUGCCAGGGUUUCAGCAAGACAAAACCCAGCGUGCACCCCCUCCUUACCCUCAGGACAGAUCUGCGGUUGCUCAGGCACCCAUUGCCAACAGGAUGCCCCUGCCAGUGGGAGCUUUAGAUGAAAAGCAUUGCCGCCCACUUCCUCCUGGGACACCAGCAUCUGUAGAUCCCAAUGCAUUAAGGCAAGCUGCACCCAAUAUUUCUCAGGGGAUGUAUCCUCGUCCACCAUUUCCUGCACAGUGGCAAAGCCAGGGUGCUCCUCGCAGAUAUCCGCAACCAUCUAUGAUUGAAGGUGUUCCCAGGCAGCACAUUAAUAAUCCCAUCAACAAUCCUCUCAACAUACAGUCCAUGCAGAAUUUGCCCAAUCCUUUGGCAGGGGUACGAUGCUCUGGAGCAGAAGCUGUACAAAGCUGCGUGUCAGGAGCUCCGCCUCAGUUUAUAGAGUUGAGACAUAAUUCACAGCGGAUGCCACUGGGUCCUCAGUUUAUGCAGAGGGCACCUGUACAUAGACCUCGUAUGUUUCUUCCACAACAGGACAUGAAUGCUGCUUUUGUUCAGCAGACCAUAACACCAUCUCUUGGUAGUUCGGCAGCACUUCAGCGUGAUCCCCGACUUGUCUUACAGCAGGGCAGCAUGGGCCUUUUGAUGCAACAACAACAAAGCAAUGCUCCCCAACCUCAAACCCAACUGCACCCACAACAGGUGCCGACUGCUACACCCAAAACGCCCAUUUCUCACAAUGCAUCUCAACAGCUUCCUCAAACAAGUACAAUCGGAGGUCAACAGACCAUUGUCAAUCCGGUUCACAUACCCGAAUCUGACUUGGCAGAUGCGUUUGCUCCCAAAGUACUGGGUGAUACAGUGGCAGAAACCGGAGUAGAAGAUGAUGAUCUCGCUACUCUCGACCUGGAUCCAGAUAAAGGGGAUGAUGAUUUGGGAAACCUUGACAAUCUUGAGACCAAUGAUCCUCAUUUGGACGAUCUGCUCAACAGUGAUGAAUUUGAUUUGCUCGCUUACACUGACCCUGAACUUGAUCAGGGUGAUCCCAAAGAUGUUUUCUCUGACCAGUUGCGGCUUGUUGAAGCAGAGGGCGAAGGGUCAGGGUCUUCUGCUAAUGUAGAAGUCAAGAUUGAAGAGAAACCAAAAGCUGGUUUAACUUGCCAGGACACUCACACUGCCACUCAACCACCUUUAAAGACUGAGAGUUCUUCUUCUUGCAGUAUUUUAAGCUCUACUAAGGAUUCUGAUGCCAUUAGACUGUCAUCUGUAAAACUGGAAGACAAGGGUUUGGUUGAACAACCCCGGUCAGGACAAACCUCUGUUAAAGAUGACAUAGGGGAUGCUGUCUCUGCUUUGCUCAACGAAACAAAGGCUUCUAAUCAGGAGACUACAACUGCUUCACUGAGCACUGUCCGUUUAGGUGGCAUGCCUUUUCCUCUUCCCGGCCAAGCAGAUACAAUGUCUUUCCCAUCAGCUGCACCACAUCCAGACCUGGGUGCUAACCCACUUGGAUUGGCAGAUGCUGGCCACCACUCCACAGUGGAUGAUUUGGACAAAGUCGAAAGCUCACUGGAGGCAAGUGAACUACCUUUGUUAAUACAAGAUCUUUUGGAACAUGAAAAGAAGGAACUUCAGAAACAGCAACAACACUUAAGUGCACUACACGGAGGGAUCGGUAGUCAGCUUCACAACAUUCAGAAUCCGCAACAGCCGUCUCAGGGGCCGAAUCAAAUUAUGAUGCCACAGCACCACCAUCCAUCCCAGGGCCUUGUGCCUCAAACGGGUAUGGUGCCCAGACCACCUCAUAUGUUAUCACAACAGCAGCAGAGGUUAAUUGGUCCCACUGUACCUUCGGCACCUCAUGCUGCAAUGGGACCACAGCAGCAAGGCAUGAUAAGAAGUGGACAGCCUGGCAGAAUUCAUCCUGUUCUUGCAUCUCAGCAGCAGACACCACCAUCUCCACAUGUUAAACAUCAGAAUUUGGGCAGCAACUUUUUCCCAGAUAAAGAUCUGGAUAAAUACAUGACAGAUGACAUAAUGGAUCCUAUUGCUAAAGCAAAAAUGGUGGCUCUAAAAGGGAUAAAAAGGGUGCUUGCUCAAGAUCCUAUGGGUGUACCUCCUGGGAUGAAUAGGCAACAAGUAUCUCUUUUGGCCCAGAGACUAACCUCAGCCCCAGGAAGUGAGGAUCCUCAGGCUCAGCUUGCCCCUGGGUCUUCUAAGGAGGGAGAAGGUAGCAACCAGGUUCCACCAAGACCAAAUCCUCCACAAUUUGGCAUCAUCAAUGACGCUGAACAGCACCAAUAUGAAGAAUGGCUCGUGCACACUCAGCAGUUGCUACAAAUGCAGCUGAAAUUCUUAGAGGAGCAGAUUGGGGCUCAUCGUAAAUCCCGCAAAGCUCUUUGUGCCAAGCAGCGUACUGCAAAGAAGGCUGGUCGUGAAUUUGCUGAAGCAGAUGCUGAAAAGCUCAAGCUGGUCACAGAGGAACAAAGCAGGAUCCAGAAACAAUUGGACCAGGUUCGUAAGCAGCAGAAGGAACACACCAAUCUCAUUGCGGAGUAUCGAAGUAAACAACAGCAGCAUCAGCAGGGGUCUUCCAUGCUAGCUCCUGGGCCUUCAAUACAGACACCCCAUAUGAUUUCCAAGAUGCCUGGACAAGUUAUUAUGGGCCAACAGGGAGGACCAAUUAUCGGUCAGACACCUGGAGGGAUGCCUCAGGGAGCGUUGCCUCAGGGAGCGUUGCCUCAGGGAGCGUUGCCUCAGGGAGCGUUGCCUCAGGGAGCGUUGCCUCAGGGAGCGUUGCCUCAGGGUGCGUUGCCUCAGGGAGCGUUGCCUCAGGGAGCGUUGCCUCAGGGAGCGCUGCCUCAGCGAGCGAUGCCUCAGGGAGGUGUACCUCAAGGAGGGUUGCCAAUUAGGAUGCCACAGAUGCAACCCUUUAGUGGAGGCCAGCCUCCUAUUCCACUCGGCAAUGUGCAACCGGUCCCACCUCCUGGUUUUUUCCCACAAGGCCCCGGAGCACAAGGAGCAGACCCAAGAGUUCUACAAGAGCGCCAGUUACAGCAAAGGAUGCAAAUGGUUCAAAAAUUGCAGCAACAACAGCAGCAGCAGUUAAUGAUAGGACAGCAGCAUCAAACUCAGCAACCUGGUAUAAUGAACCAACAGCCUGUAGCCAUGGCUAACCAACCAGCACAAGUUUUGAUGGGGAAUACACUGAUGGGCCAGCAACCAAAUUUACAGGGAUUAAUGAAUAACCAACAAGGUCAACAAGGUUUAAUGCAGGCUCCUCCAGGUAUGAUGGGCAACCAGGCUGUUGGACAGGCUCAACAUAAUAUCAUGAACCAAUCAAUGGCUCCGGCUUUAAAUAUGAUGGUAGGCCAACCGCAAGGCAUGGUGGGUAAUCAGCAGAUCGUUCAGCAGCUUCAGAGACCUCAGGGUUUGAUAGAUCAGCACGGGCCAAGCGGACAGCAUGUUGUUAGAGGGCCACCGACCCCGGUCACGCCUCAACAACAGAGUAUAAUGGCUCAGCGUAUGCUUUUGUCACAGCAACAACAGAAUGCUGCAAAAAACCUAGCACAACUUCAACAGCAGCAAAUGGCACAACAAAAACAACCAUCACAGGCUGGUCCGUCAGAUCCACAGAGACCUUUAGAAACUCCACCGUCAGGAAACACCCAAGGAGUUGCUGAGAAUUUGCAACAAGGAGUUCAAGGUCUGACCCAAGAUCUUCUGAAUCAUGUACAUAAAGAUGGAGAAAUACUUAGUCCAAAAACACCUCCCCAACAAGGUGGACCGCCUAUGCCACUUCAGAUGCCACAACAAGGGCCCAGUGGAGAACAGCAGUGUGUUGCUGGACAGACACAGCAAACACAUGCCUUUCUUGCCCAGCAGGCUAGUUCACACAUUCAAGUACAACAACAACAGAUGCUUCUUCAAACAGAGAACACCAUACAGGUAAAACAGGAAGAGCAACAAAUGUGUUUUACGGCCCAGCAGCAAUGUGGUCAAAUUGUCACGCAACAACCACCGGAUGUGCUUGGCCAGAAUAGCGGUCAGCCUCACACUACAAUGACAGGCAUUGCAAAUCAACAACAGCAAGCCAUGUUGACCCAACAGAUGGGAAUGCCUAGGGGUCCGCAGGUGAUGAUGAUUCAGAGGCCUGGUGCCCCUUUGGGGCAAAUACGUACCUCUAUUAACAUUCAAGCUUUCAUCGCACAGAACCCUCAACUGCGUCACUUGACCCCAAACCAACAGUUUCAGCACAUUCAGGCAAUAAUUGCUCAGCGACAUCUUCAGCCAGGCCAGAUGCUAAGAAUGCAAGGUCAAGCCCAGGGUCAAAUGCGCCCACAGGGGGCACCGGUUGGUCCACGAAUUCCAGGUCUUGAAGCGCAACACCACUUUACAUUGUCUGGCGCUCCACAGCGACAACACUGUCCUCCUGGCACUCCCCAGCAACCUGGAGCAAUGGCCCACCCAUCUGGAAUGGCUCCACAGUAUCAUCAAGGUGUUGUGGGGACUCUGCAACAGAAUCCUCAAGGGUCCUCACCACAGUACAUCACUAAUGCUCAACAACAACAAAUGCUACAACAGCAACAUCAGCACCAGAUGAUGAGAGGUCAAGUGCCCAGGCAAGUAAUGGGGCAGGUUCGUACCACAGCACCCGGACAAAUGGCAAGGCCCAUGUCCCCUCGACAGUUAAUGGGUCAGGGUUCUCCUGGAAGUCCGCUCUCCAAUCAGCAGAGGAUCAUGAGAGUGUCUCAAACUCCACCGGGCGCCCAGCAUCUUCAGCAACAACCUCAUCAUGUGGCCACAGCAAUGAGCCCCUUUCAUGCAUCUCCCUCUCACACAGGUUCUCCUGCUGGAUCAUCUGCUCCAGAAGCUGGUUCCAGCCCAGCCUCUCUAAAUAAACCUGAGCCAGGCUCCGUUUCUCUAUCCAGUCACUUGUCAUCGCCUUCUAGACAAGAUAGCGUUUCGGGGAAAAACAGCCCAUUUCGCCACACAGGUGGAACAACAUCUUCACCUCUGAGAUCUCCGAUGGGCAAGGCUCACUGCCCCAAUAAUGAAGCACUUACAAGUUCUUUUCCACUCAAUGGUCCAUCUCCUCAGUUGACCCACAGCCUACCACAGUCAUCAAGUGGCACCCAGGCAUCUGAGGGUCAUGUGUCUCAUCCAACACCAGUUCCCGGAGAGGUUUGCAAGAUGACGCUGCAGAAUAUCAAACAGGAGCCACGUGAAUUCCAGUGUGACACGGGAAGUAGCAUUGAAGCCCAUUCUGAUGCUAUUAAGAGAGAAAUCGCUGGGGAGGCGGUCAGCAUGAGCAGUGCCACAUCUGUUGCCAACUCUGUUCCGAGGAAUCAAGCGGGAGAUCUUGGAUCCCAAAUCCAAAGAACAGAGACAGGCCAACAGUUACUGCAGAAACUACUCCGAACCAAGAGCCUGCAACUGGCAUCUCAGAGGCCCGCAGAUGGUAUCCAUAAUGAGAUUAAUGGGCACAUCAAUAGCAAGCUGGCAAUGCUGGAGCAGAAACUUCAAGGAACGCCACGCAAUAUGGAGGAUCUACAGUCGCUGACAAAGAGAGCUCCAAUAGUUAAGGCAAAGCGUACUACAAAAGCUGGAGAGCGUGGACCAAACUCUCGUAAGAAAGCUAAAAAAGACGAGCCUGGAAAAACAGAGGCAAUAAUGAAGCAGUUGAAGCAGGGACUUUCUCUUCUUCCUUUGAUGGAGCCCUCCAUUACUGCUAGUUUGGAUUUGUUCGCUCCUUUCGGUAGCAGUCCACCCAAUGCCAAGACUCAGUUGAAGGGCUCUUUUGGAAAUGCAAUGCUGGACAAUAUUCCGGACUACUAUUCCCAGCUCCUUACAAAGAACAACCUCAGCAAUCCUCCAACACCACCUUCAUCUCUUCCCCCUACUCCGCCACCUUCCGUGCAGCACAAGCAUCUGAACGGGGUGACCCCUGUAGAGGAACUAGCAGAAAGUCAGAAAGAGACCGAGGCGUCAGAUGAGACCAUGGGUUCUGUUUCAGAGGAGGUCAAGAGUGUAGAUAUACUUGCUGCUCUCCCCACUCCACCUCACAACCAGAACGAAGACAUUCGCAUGGAGAGUGAUGAUGAUAGUGAAGCUCCAGAUAGCAUUGUGCCUGCGUCCUCACCUGAAAGCCAACAAGGUGAUGAGACAACUCGCUUUCCACAUUUAUUGGAUCCGAAGGAAGAAGAGGAUGAGAGGGCCAUCUCUCCUGUCAUUGCCAUUAUUCCCAGUUCUGCCAUCCCCAGUUUCCCUGAGACAAAGCCAUUUGAGUCAGUGGAUGGAAAGAUUGCACCAUCAUCUAGCCAGUGGGACAAAACCAAAAGCAAUGAAGUGUCUGUUACAUUCAUGCUUUCGUCAGGUGCAGCAAAGAAUCUCAACACGGUGAUGUUGACCGUCGCCCAACUGUUGCAUAUACGUAUGCCAAGUUCAUAUGAGGUGGCCUUUCCCCAGAGUCCUGGUAGAGCAGGUGAUGCGCCUGGGAAAGUACAAGACUCUUCCAGCCCAGAUAUGAAAACAGACUCUUCAGCAAGCCGUGAUGCAGAAUGGCUUAGGCAGUUUGAUGUGUCCCUCCCAGGGUGUACCCUGAGAAAACAGGUGGACAUUAUGGCUCUUAUCAAACAGGAAUGCCAAGAUCAAGAAGAUAGACCUGCACAGCACUGUUACAUGACAAAUGUUUCAGAUCUCGAUGUGCGACAUCUGCCUGUUAUUCCUGUGGAGGCGUCUCCUCCUCCGUCACCAUCUCCACCUCCGCGUCCAUCGUGUGCUGUAACCGAGCCAUUAAACAUCCCUCAGCCCGAGUCCAAACCUGAACCAGAGGUUAAUGUUCAGACCACAUCAUCCUCGUCCUCAAGCCCAGGUGGCCCUGCCAAGACUGAACCUGAUGAUACUAUUGUGAAAACAGAAUCUCAUAGCACCCCUGUUACGAUGGCAUCUGAAUCUCUAGAACCGGUUGUCCUCCCCCCAGCUGCUCCAUCUGAAGAACAACCCUCUGUUCCAGCUGGCUCUCCAUCUCUGGACUCCCCCACAAUAGAGAUCAAACCCAUCAAGCACCGCAGCAGGCCCCUUUCUGAUGAAGAAGAGGAACGCCCCAAAGUAAAAAAAUGGAAGGGCUUGAGGUGGAAGCGCCUUCAAAUAGUCAUCACCAUUCGCAAAGGUGGGUCCAAGAAAGAGAACAGCCGUGAGGUUUCAGAGCUUAUGGAGCGCCUUCGCAUUACGCUGAAACCAGACAAGCUCCCCCGAGACAAGCGCAAGUGCUGUUUCUGCCACGAAGAAGGAGACGGCCCCACAGAUGGUCCUGCACGUCUCCUCAACAUCGACGUCGAUCUGUGGGUGCAUCUCAACUGUGCGCUGUGGUCAACGGAGGUGUAUGAGACUCAAGGCGGUGCGCUGAUUAAUGUGGAGGUUGCUCUUCGACGAGGUCUGCGCACUCGCUGUGCGUAUUGUCAGAAGACUGGGGCUACCAACAGCUGCAACCGUUUGCGCUGCCCGAACGUCUAUCAUUUCGCCUGUGCUAUCCGGGCACGUUGCAUGUUCUUCAAAGACAAGACUAUGCUCUGCACCCAGCACAAGCUUAAAGGCCCCAGCGAAGAGGAGCUCAUCAGUUUUGCCGUGUUCCGACGGGUCUACAUUGAGCGGGAUGAGGUGAAGCAGAUUGCCAGCAUCCUUCAACGCGGCGACCGCAUUCACAUGUUCCGCGUGGGCGGGCUCAUCUUCCACGCAGUGGGUCAGCUUUUGCCAUCUCAGAUGUGUAUCUUUCAUUCACCCACCGCUAUCUUUCCUGUGGGCUACGAGGCCACGAGAAUUUACUGGAGCACUCGCGUGCCAAACCGAAGAUGUCGCUACCGUUGUCGCAUUAACGAGCAGGAUGGCAGACCCCUGUUUGAAGUGCGUGUGCUUGAGCAUGGAUACGAAGACCUGCACUUCCGAGACGAGACUGCAGAUGGUAUCUGGUCCAAGAUUGUGCUACAGGUUGCCAAACUGCGAGAUGAAGCAGCCAUGUUGAAGCUCUUCACUGAGCAUGUCAAGGGUGAAGAGAUGUAUGGCCUCACUGUUCAUGCAGUGAUGCGAAUCACUGAAUCGCUUCCUGGUGUGGAAAAUUGUCAGAAUUACACAUUCAGAUACGGACGCCAUCCUCUCAUGGAACUUCCUCUCAUGAUAAAUCCCACGGGGUGUGCACGAUCAGAACCCAAAAUACUCACACACUGCAAAAGGCCUCAUACUCUUAAUAGCACAAGUGUGUCUAAAGCCUAUCAGAGCACAUUUACUGGGGAGAUCAACACGCCCUACAGCAAGCAGUUUGUUCAUUCCAAGUCUUCUCAAUACCGUCGACUGAAGACCGAGUGGAAGAACAACGUGUACCUGGCCCGCUCUCGCAUUCAAGGACUUGGUCUGUACGCAGCUAAAGACCUUGAGAAACACACCAUGGUCAUAGAGUACAUUGGCACCAUCAUUCGCAACGAAGUGGCAAAUCGCAGGGAAAAGAUUUAUGAGGAACAGAACCGUGGGAUCUACAUGUUCCGUACCAAUAAUGAGCAUGUGAUCGAUGCCACCUUAACAGGUGGUCCUGCCCGAUAUGUCAAUCAUUCUUGUGCACCCAACUGUGUUGCGGAAGUUGUGACGUUUGACAAAGAGGACAAAAUCAUCAUCAUUUCUAGCCGCAGGAUCCCAAAGGGUGAAGAGCUGACGUAUGACUAUCAGUUUGACUUCGAAGACGAUCAGCACAAGAUCCCCUGUCAUUGUGGAGCCUGGAAUUGCAGAAAGUGGAUGAACUAACUGGGACGAAGACGGAGCCAGCCCUGCGUUUGUUCCCUGGUGCCAGAACACUCCUGCGCCAAAGCCUGUUAAACUCUUACUAUCCAGAUAAUAAGCUGUUCUGAAAUGAGGAAGAGAAGUUCACUCUGUAUCCCGAAAGACGAGACUUUCACAACAAGAGCCAAAGCUUUGAUGAGUUAACUUCUGAUGCCACAACCUUUACACUCGAAAGGUAUCGGACCUGCUUGAAUCUUUCUUGUUGAGAAACUUCACCUCUGCCAAAAGCACCUCCUCCACUGUUUCCUCCUCCAAUAGGCUGAGUCAGCUGCAAUCAGUCCCUUCUACACCCACCAAAAGAACUGAAACUAUAGCAUAUCGAUAUACUGACUAAAGCCAUGUAAGUACUGAAAAACCAACUAAUACACUUUAGCUUGGACCUAUGCUUUCCGCUUACACAACCCCCCCACCCUCAGAAAGACGCUCUCGCAUCAAAUCGUCAUCGAUGAAGAUUGACAUCAUGGACUUUGGCAAGACAAUCCUGAAGUGGCUCUGCUUAGAACUGUGUAUCUAUGAUUGAUGAGAUAUGAAAUACUAUUGACCUGUGGCUCGCAAGGCACCAGAUGUUUUAUUAUAUUGAGUUGAAAGGUGGGUUUAUUUCACCCAGUCUACCUCAUUGAGUUGGCGGGAAGUCACUGCUUUGUAUUAAACUGUUAAGUGCUACUGUGGAAAGGGGAAGGCGGGAAUGUGUCCGUGGCAAUUGCCUUCUCGGAUAAGCAGGGAAACUUAAGCAGCAGGUUUGCUCCUAUCUAUGUUUUGAUUACAAUAAUGAGCCAAUGCAAAUACUAUUUGAUUAUACAAAUGAGAUACAGUAUAUGACAGUUCCGAUACGAUCGUGCAUUACUUACAAUAAUUGAAACCUAAACGGGUGUCUCCGAUGUCACCUAAUCUGACUGUAGAUAUCAUGUAGCUGUUUCUGUCUCAGCACAUCACGCUUUUCGUGCACUCGCAUCCGGAUCCUCUUGCAUACUCUAUGAUGGAGCAAACUGUGAGUGACACUUUGAGACGAGGCAUAUUUUUGUUGUGCAAGUUAUUCCUGACGCUCCAGGCUCUCUUGGCAAAUAAAGACGCAAGACUGCCACUGCAUUUCCCCAUCUUGAAUUCCUACAUCACGCGUUCAUUAGAUCUCCAUUGGGCUCUCAUCACUCCAACCAGGAAUCUUAGGUGUAAGCCUCUUCCCUUCUGUGAUAGUGGACUGUUGUAAACUUACUGUAGUAAGUCUUUCUCUGCCUGCUGACGGCCGGUGUAUCUUAUCUGUAUCGUGGUUUGAUGGUGGUAGCACAGUCUACGGGCUCGGAAGCUGUGGCGGAGAAAGGCUUAAAAAAGGGCAUUUCUAUUUUCUUUUAUAUAAAGUAAUUUAAAACGGUUAAAAACAGUUGAAUUUCAAAGAAGGGAGUUGAACAAAGUCUCCACAUAGCCCAUGCUACUUUGUUCCUUUCUCCCCUGACUUAUGACCUCACAGUAGAAAUAAAUGCAAAAUGUAUAAACUGUACAUAAUAGGGGACGAAGCUCUUUAUCCAGCCCCUUUUUAAUCAAACUCGAAAUUGUAGAGAAAUAAAAAUCAUGAAAAAGCAACCACUGGAUAUCAUUUUAUCAGAAGAUCUAAAUGUGUAUAUAACUAUAAAUAUAUGUAAAAUGGCAAACUAAGUAAUAUCUUUAUGUAUAUGAACCAGAGUGUUUUUGCAUUUAGGUUUUUUCUAUCUGCGUUUUUCCUACAAGACCAUAUACAGUUGAACUAAAGGUGUGCGAUGUUUCUCGUCUUCACCAAUGAAAUUGGAAUGGUUGUGGUGAAUGAAACAAACAUUUAAGAUGGGAUUCAUGUCGGAAGGUUCUGAUAAUAUUUCUUCUUCGUGGAAAUAGAUACUUUUUGAAAGAAAAGCAGUAAAAUGGUGCAUAGCAUUUGUGUAUUUAUGUAAUAUUGUUCACGUAUAUUUCUUUUAUUUAUGCAACUGCUUGUGAAUUACUGAACCCUGUCCUUGAAUCAGUGACCGUUUAAUUAGUAUAUACAGUAAAUGGAAAAUCUUGAAGCUCCCAAGAUAAACUGGUUUGAUUUGUGUCCUGUUGUUUUUUUCCCUGCCCUCCCCGUAGAAGUGAAUGUUUUAUACAACUUGUGAAAUGGCCUAAUCGUGGGAGAAUGGUAUGGCUUCAUUAAUCGAAUAUAUCUCCAUAAUUACAUGUGAAUUGCACUCGAAAUAGUUUUUAUUUAUCUUUAGAGGUUUUUGUACUGCCGUUUGAUGCAGUUCACUCGCUUUUUAAAUCUAGUCUGUUCAACACAAAGAUCUUAGCCAGAGUAACUCAACCCCCCUUUUGUUUUUCUGAAUUCUCUUAAUUUAAGGUCUUUACAUGUGUUGUAAUUAAUAGGUAUUGAUUUUCAACCUGACCUACUUUUUAAAAAAUAUGCUGCAGCUGUACAGCAGAGCUACUUUUAGGGAAGAUGAAUAAAUGAUCGUUUUUAUUGUAUGUGGCAUGUUUUGUAUGGAUAUAAUUUUGAAUUGUACAUAUUUUUCGACGUCAGAGGUUGCAUCUCUUUAUAUACGGCUGUGUCCUACCCUCCCAGCCCUUCAUUUAUUUCCUUGUCUUUGCUUUAUUUCUUGUAAAGAAAAAUAAAAUGCAUUUUAAAUAUAAA